Lactuca saligna is the source of this 366-nucleotide messenger RNA. NCBI's taxonomy places the organism in Eukaryota, Viridiplantae, Streptophyta, Magnoliopsida, Asterales, Asteraceae. The record is from the annotation of a GenBank genome assembly.
AUGUUGCUGAGAGCGAAAGAGAAGUAUGAGCCAGUAAUGUCCCAUCUCCAACUUAUGAUCAAGUCUUAUAUUCAAGAGGUUGGAUUGAUGGAUAUGGAUAUUGCCACUGUUUUGAAGAAGAAGUCGACUGCUGUUCCUAAGGAAGCUUCGAAAUACUUUGAGAAAUUAAAUCCAAGAAUGAUAUACAAGGAAGGAUGGUUCGUAGUGUAUCAACUCAGAGAACGAAUAGAAGUUGACUUUCACAAGUCUUCUUUCUAUCUCAAAGACAAACAUCUAUACAACACUGCCUGUUUGGAAUUGAUAUUGGACCCGAUCAUAAGUUCUAGGGCAACCACAAGGAUGCCGUCAAGUGCCUUUCUGAUAUGA